This is a messenger RNA of Manihot esculenta (cassava), 2403 nucleotides long. Its product is annotated as calcium-dependent protein kinase 33. The transcript is spliced from 8 exons. Gene Ontology annotation, cellular component: cytoplasm; nucleus. Gene Ontology annotation, biological process: peptidyl-serine phosphorylation; intracellular signal transduction; protein autophosphorylation. Gene Ontology annotation, molecular function: ATP binding; calcium/calmodulin-dependent protein kinase activity; calcium ion binding. The record is from RefSeq and is a predicted model, not a curated record. The coding region runs from base 565 to 2163 and encodes 532 amino acids. Lineage: Eukaryota; Viridiplantae; Streptophyta; Magnoliopsida; Malpighiales; Euphorbiaceae.
ACUUUAUUUGGCCAAGGAGUCCCUUUCACCUGUCGGCUGGCAUUGCAAUGUACAUCUCUGCAUCUGUUUCUCUUAUUUUCCCUGGGGCUCUGAUCAUCACAAUUUACUAAAGUUCCAGUCUUUACCAGGUUCUUGUUUAUAUACCGUUUUGUUUUUGUUGCCUUUUCUAUUUGAUUUUUCUUCUCAAAAGCCAUCAGCUACAACAACUCUGAUCUACUUUGGCUGCGGUCUUCCCAAGCUGGUACCUUUUAUCUCUCGGUUCUAUUAUUUCAAAAUUCCCAUCUGGAUUUCAUUUUCUUAGUUCCUUUUUCUUCUUUCCCCCCCUUUUUUCUCAAUAUCAUCCUGAAUUUCUGAAUUCUGAUCCAGAAUCAAAAAGCUGCUUUCUUCCUCUGAAGACUGUCUUCUUAUCUGGGUAUUUCGUCUCUCUUCUAAUUUUUCUAUUUACCAUUAAAAUCUGGAACCAAUUUUCCUGUUCUUAAAAAUUUAGCAUCACACUGCUGUUUCCUGAUCUGGGUAUCAUCUGAAUCUGCUUCUGUCUAGCUGGAAAUUAGGCUAUUAUAAGAUAUGGGUUACUGUUUGAGCAAAGAGAAAAAUACUCAGCGGCCACGCCUCUACAAUGGUACUGCCGGUCAUAAAAAACCCCAAGAACCAAUUGUCUACCAAUCCAAAUCCCCAGCCAAGCCAGCGUACCAAUUGCCCUCCCAGCCACCUGCACAAAUCCCAAGAAAACCUGCUGCUCCUGCACCAAGCCCAAAACCAGUCCACAGACCAGACACAAUUCUUGAAAAACCAUACGAGGAUGUCAAGUUGUAUUAUACACUUGGGAAAGAACUGGGUAGGGGUCAAUUUGGUGUAACUUAUCUUUGUACUGAGAUUUCAACUGGUAAGCAAUAUGCUUGCAAGUCAAUAUCCAAGAGGAAACUUGUUACCAAGAAUGAUAAGGAGGAUAUGAAGAGGGAGAUUCAAAUAAUGCAGCAUUUGAGUGGACAGCCUAAUAUUGUUGAGUUUAAAGGUGCAUAUGAGGAUAAGCAAUCUGUGCAUCUUGUAAUGGAGUUGUGCGCAGGAGGUGAGUUGUUUGAUAGGAUUAUUGCCAAGGGGCAUUAUAGUGAGAAGGAAGCUGCUACUAUAUGCAGGGCCAUUGUCAACGUUGUGCACGCCUGUCAUUUUAUGGGUGUGAUGCAUAGGGAUCUGAAGCCUGAGAAUUUCUUGCUGUCUAGUAAGGGCAACAAUGCCCUUCUAAAGGCAACGGAUUUUGGACUUUCAGUUUUCAUCCAAGAAGGAAAGGUAUAUCGAGACAUAGUCGGAAGUGCAUAUUAUGUUGCUCCUGAAGUAUUACGACGCAGAUAUGGCAAGGAAAUAGAUAUUUGGAGUGCAGGAGUCAUACUGUAUAUCUUGCUUAGUGGUGUACCUCCAUUUUGGGCAGAAACAGAGAAGGGCAUAUUUGAUGCCAUUUUACAAGGAGAUAUAGAUUUUGACAGUCAACCAUGGCCAUCAAUAUCAAGCAGUGCCAAGGACCUUGUCCGCAGGAUGCUGACACAGGACCCAAAAAAAAGAAUUACUUCUGCUCAAGUUCUUGAGCAUCCAUGGCUCAAGGAAGGUGGAGAAGCCUCAGACAAGCCAAUUGAUAGUGCAGUCCUUUCAAGGAUGAAGCAAUUUAGAGCAAUGAACAAGCUGAAGAAAAUGGCACUUAAGGUCAUUGCGGAAGAUCUCUCUACUGAUGAGAUUCAAGGACUCAAGUCAAUGUUUGCAAACAUUGACACUGACAAUAGUGGCACCAUCACCUAUGAUGAACUAAAGGCAGGAUUGGCUCGACUUGGAUCAAAACUUACAGAAGCUGAAGUCAAGCAGCUUAUGGAGGCUGCUGAUGUUGAUGGUAAUGGGACAAUAGACUAUAUUGAAUUUAUCACUGCAACAAUGCAUAGGCACAGGUUGGAAAGAGAUGAACAUCUUUACAAAGCCUUUCAGUAUUUUGACAAGGACAAUAGUGGGUUUAUAACAACAGAUGAACUAGAAACAGCUAUGAAAGACUUUGGAAUGGGUGAUGAUGCAACGAUAAAAGAGAUAAUAUCUGAAGUUGACACAGAUAAUGAUGGUAGGAUCAAUUAUGAGGAGUUUUGUACAAUGAUGAGAACUGGAAACCAGCACCAGGGCAAGCUCUUCUAGAUGUACAGGAUUUGUAGCCAUUUCUGAGCUACAAAGACACAUGAAUGGCAAUUGAAAGCGGAUGUAGAGAAUCUUUAAGUCACUUCAGUAGGUUUUGGUUUUCGGGCUCCUAGAAUACUUCCCUUUAAUGUUUUUUGUUGGGACGUAAGAAUUGUGCAUAUGGUGUUUUAACCUUUUUCUAUACGAGUGUUGAUUGGCAAUUUGAGAAGGAAGUUCUAGCUUCUCUGCCAAGUUUGUAUU